AGCGCCAGUCUAGGAGGAAGGUGACGUAUUUCCGGAAUACACCGCACGUGUACGGUGGAGCGGCGGGGAUCGGGUGUGGGUGACGUCACGUCGGUGAUCCGCCGACAAUGAAGAUCACUCGGCAGAAACACGCCAAGAAGAACUUGAGCUUCUACCGGAACAAUUUCCGCUUCCGGGAGCCAUACCAGGUGCUGCUGGACGGAACCUUCUGCCAGGCGGCUCUGAAGAACAAGAUCCAGAUCAAGGAGCAGCUUCCCAAAUACAUGAUGGGGGAUGUGCAGCUCUGCACCACCAACUGUGUUUUGAAGGAACUGGAGUCCUUGGGGAAGGAGCUGUAUGGGGCCAAGUUAAUUGCCCAGCGUUUUCAGGUGCGGAGCUGCGCUCAUUCCAAGAGUCCUGUCGAUGGCUCAGCAUGCCUGUUAUCCAUGAUCGCAGACAACAACCCGCACCAUUAUUUCGUCGCCACGCAGGAUCACGGUCUAGGAAACAAAGUACGGAAUAAAGCGGGCGUCCCUCUGAUGUUCAUCAUUCAGAACACCAUCGUCCUGGACAAACCUUCGCCAAAGUCCGUGGCUCACAUCAAGGCCUUGCAGGCCAGCGAACUGGUACCAGACCAUCAGAAGCAGAAUCUGGAGCAUCUGAAGGAUGAGCAGGGGAUGCCUCUGGACACGGGACGCAGAGGGAAAAAGAGGAAACGCAUCGGAGGGCCCAACCCACUAAGUUGCCUUAAGAAGAAAAAAACACCAGCUCAGCCUAUCUCGCCGGCUCCCGCUCAGAAGAAGAAGAGAAAAAGGAAGAGGGGCAAAGGGCUGGGAAAAGACACCACAGGGACUGCAUAGUGGGAAAUCAUUUUAUAUUUUUAUGCUAAAUGUGUUAUGAUGUUUCCAACAGUUCAACUUUUGUAAAUUAUUUCAGUAAAAAGAAUGGAUUUAUUUUGAGAA
Molecule: messenger RNA, 941 nt
Organism: Rana temporaria (common frog)
Lineage: Eukaryota; Metazoa; Chordata; Amphibia; Anura; Ranidae
Gene: UTP23
Product: UTP23 small subunit processome component
Exons: 3
Coding region: 108-839 (243 amino acids)
Cellular component (GO): nucleolus; small-subunit processome
Molecular function (GO): small ribosomal subunit rRNA binding
Source: RefSeq, a predicted model, not a curated record